GACUCUCACAAGCAUGGCAUCGGCAAGCAGCUCCGCACAGGCCGCCUUUGGUUUGGGCCGCAGGAAGAAGAACCCUGGUGUUCUGGAUCAGAUUGGAAAAUUCUUUGGAGGGGACAAGAAGAAGAAGAGCAAGGGGUCUUUCCGUGGGGCCCUGUCUCCCGUUCCUCAGAAAGCAUCUGCCACGUCCCCUCGCAAGCGGGGGCCAGAGAAUGCGGUUGUCCACUUCUUCCGUACCAUCGUUUCUCCUGCCCCCCCAAAGUCAAGGUGGAGAGGACUAGCAGCCAAGAUAGGUCUGGGUGAUCAGAAGUCGCAGGCUGCUAAAGCCAAGAGGUCCACCGGAGGGGACGGCAAAGGCUCCCUGACUAGGAUCUUUAAAAUGUGAUGAUAACAACAGAAGCGGAAGCCGCAGCUCUUCUCCAGCCAGACGUUGAAGUUCCAACAUCCCCUUAGAAGAGGUCAAGGACAAGAAUGAGUAAUGCGGGCAAGGAGAGGAAUAAAAUGAAACCUUGUGAUGCUUAAAACUCAUUUGAAUUUGAUAACACGUAAUAUCGUUGAAGUAUCAUCUGUCAUGUUGUCUUACCCUGCAUUGGCUGGCAGAUAGCCACACAAUCUGUUACCUGCCUGCAUCAUUUCCUGAAUGUGACCCUGAAGCUGCUUUCAUGCAUCCUGAAUGACCCCCUGACCUCCUGCCAUGGCUGUAUAUGUGCUUCAGUGUCUGUACUCGUGUCUGACGUCUCUAAAAAAAAAAAAAAACCUCAAAUGUGCCUGAGCUGAUCUGGACUGUAAGAGUAAAGUUCAAGUUCUGAACUUGCUUGUUGUUGCCACUUUUAACGUGUGUUCCAGGAUCAGGCAGCUUCUGUCUUUCUUGUCCUGUCAUGUCUUUCAUAUCCUUACACGCUCUCUGUGGCCAUUAACAGGAAUUUGUGUAGAUUUUGUGGUAACCACACUUACAUGACUGUAGACUAGAGCCAUUUUGGUUCUAAUGUUUGUUUUUUUCACUCCACCUCCCUGUGUCUGGUUAAGUGUGAUGUCAUAAAUGUGAUCUACAUGUUUGUUAUUUGAAUGAUUUUGGUUAUCCUGUAGGUAGACAUUCUCAACAUUUGAAAUAUUUUCAGCAAUGAGCAGUGAAGUGACACAUACUCAUCAUUUCUCUUAACUGUAGCGAUAACAUCACAUUGCAAUUUACUCUGUGUGCUUGGCUGGUCUCUACGCGUGCAGUUACUGACUAAAAGUAUGGUCAGCCUUGUCACAAUUUCUGUUUUUGGCCUCUCUUCUUGCCUCCUUAAACCAACUGCUGUUUCAUUUUUCUGGAUUACUCAGACAAACAAACUAUUUCAAAAAGGUGCUCUCUGACUAAUUAAGUUGUGAAACAUUUUCUGGUGCUUCUGUCCAACUACGUCAGGAAGAAAUGAAUUAUUCCAGCUGAAUUAAACUGCAGGUGUGUGCACCCAUGUGUGAAAAAUAAGACAUCUACAACGUGUCUGAAUCCACUUCCAAUGCAUCAUUUAGACUGAAUGUAAAGACCCUCCUGUUUAAUAAAUUGAAUGGCCACUUUCCUGAAAACCAAAAUAAAAAA
Molecule: messenger RNA, 1576 nt
Organism: Syngnathoides biaculeatus (alligator pipefish)
Lineage: Eukaryota; Metazoa; Chordata; Actinopteri; Syngnathiformes; Syngnathidae
Product: myelin basic protein-like
Exons: 7
Coding region: 14-382 (122 amino acids)
Biological process (GO): myelination
Cellular component (GO): neuronal cell body; compact myelin; internode region of axon
Molecular function (GO): structural constituent of myelin sheath
Source: RefSeq, a predicted model, not a curated record